Messenger RNA from Aplysia californica (California sea hare), 2122 nucleotides. Its product is annotated as ELAV 2-like protein. The record is from RefSeq and is a predicted model, not a curated record. NCBI's taxonomy places the organism in Eukaryota, Metazoa, Mollusca, Gastropoda, Aplysiida, Aplysiidae. The transcript is spliced from 5 exons. Gene Ontology annotation, molecular function: mRNA binding. The coding region runs from base 175 to 1152 and encodes 325 amino acids. Gene Ontology annotation, cellular component: ribonucleoprotein complex; cytosol.
CUUUGGCCGUCAAAUUGAUUCAGGAGGAUUUUAAUUUUUUUUUUGUAAUUUUUUUUUCCCUCCUGCUCCUGCAUCGCCCUUUGCCGUCAUGGCUUGGCCUCUGCCCCCUGAAGCAAGUGGUGCCACAUAUAUUAGCUGCAUAGCUCUGAACAAAUCUGCACAAAUUUGGACACCAUGGAAAAUCAGAAUGAUGGUAAUUUCUAUGAUGUUGAUGACUCCAGCAGCACCAACUUGAUCAUCAACUACUUGCCCCAGACCCUGACAGAUGAAGAAUUCAGGUCCAUGUUCCUCAGUGUCGGUCCUGUCAAAAGCUCGAAAAUUGUGCGCGACAAGUCAACAGGCUACAGUUACGGCUUUGGGUUUGUCGACUUCCAGCACCCCACAGAUGCUCAGCGUGCCAUCGAGACACUGUCUGGGCUGCAGCUUCAAAAUAAGAGGAUAAAAGUAGCAUUGGCUCGUCCUGGGGGCGAUCAGAUCAAAGGAGCGAAUCUUUACAUCAGAAAUCUGCCAGUUGCGUGGAAAGAAACGGAGCUCAACAAAAUCUUUGAGCCUUACGGGAAGAUCAUCCAGUCUCGCGUUUUGGUCGACCUAUCGACGGGCAUCAGCAAGAGGGUGGGCUUUGUUCUCUACGACACACGGGACGAGGCAGAGAAUGCAAUCAAAUGUCUGAGCGGGAAAGUACCAGAGGGUGCCACAGAGGCUAUCAUGAUCAAAUUUGCUGACGACAACAGUAAGAAGCUGAAACAGCAAGGUCCAGUGCAGUAUGUGCCCAUCCCCAACUUUGCCGCCCCAGGCCCAAUGAGGAACCAGAUGAACAGAUUCCAGCGAUUCAACCCAAUGGCUGGUAACUUCAACGGGCAGGGACCUGGAAUGCCUCAAGCUCAGCAGGGCGGGUACACCUUGUUUGUGUACAACAUUGGCUUCAACGCCACGGACCGCACCUUGUGGCAGCUCUUCUCACCGUUUGGCACUGUGCAAAAAGUGAACAUCAUGUUGGACCAUGAAAAGAACCAGUGCAAGGGCUAUGGAUUUGUGACCAUGACCAACUACCAAGAAGCUCAGAACGCCAUCAACUGUCUGAAUGGUUACUUUUUCCAAGGCCGUGUGUUGCAGGUGAGCUUCAAGGGGCAAAACCAAGCUGCAGCCAACUGAGGAGAGAAGGCGUGAAGUUGAGCUUAAACGCAGAGCAGAUUUGUGCUGGAAAUGAAUGCAGACACUGUUGUACUUUAUGCACUUGUAGCGGAAAAGCAUGUCAUAUAAGUAUCAACUUGAAAUUGUAAUCCAAUUUGAGACAAUCGUUAAAAGAUUAAAAAAAAAAAAGCAACUAGGAAUUCAGUAAGAUCAUAAAUUGAUAUACAAGAGAAAUAAAAACAAAAACUAAACAAAACAAAGGCACAAAGGUACCAGUUUAGUAGAUUCCGAAGUUUCAGACGCAUAGAAUUUUUUUUUUUUUUAUAUAGCACUGUACCUCUAGUUUAUGUACCCCAUAUGAGUUAAUGGACUAUUUAGUUAUUGGUGGUAAAAUGUGAAGUUUUGGUGAGAUUUUUCUUGGGUGUUUAGGAAGGGACAGGAUUGAUCACUGCCAUUAUUAGUUUUGAUUUCAUAUCAGAACAAGCUGGCUCUUAUGGGCUGUCUAAGGGUUAUUACAUCUGAGUUGGUUUUUUUUUUGGUUACACGUUUUGAGGCUAUUUUUCUUUUUAGUUUUUGAAGUGGUUUUUUAAUUACUUUUCUUUGGCUUUUUGUUUUCCCUUUCCUUUUUCCUGUUUUUUUUUUCUUUUGUGUUUUUGUUUUUCUUUAGUAUUCAGCUUUUAUGCUUAUAAAUGAACGUAUUUGGAUUACUAAUUUCAAGUUAUCAUAUUUACAUUUUUGCUGUAUAUUUAUCUUAUCUAUAUCUAUCUGUAUUUUAAUAUCCUAAUCGUUAUUGUUCCUUUGGGUUAUCUUUCAAAUUAUCUUUUGACCAAACGUUGACAUUACAUUUUUCCAGUUGUUGUGGGGAGAAAAUUUACCUUGGAAAAACUGUUCAUUUCACCUGUAAAUAAACCCAUCGGUUGUUUUGUCAUUUGAUACAAAAACGCGAAAAAAAAACAAAUAAAGAAUUUUUGUUUUGAGUAUUGAAAUUACA